Messenger RNA from Rhodofomes roseus, 1413 nucleotides. Its product is annotated as tubulin binding cofactor C-domain-containing protein. The record is from RefSeq and is a predicted model, not a curated record. Lineage: Eukaryota; Fungi; Basidiomycota; Agaricomycetes; Polyporales; Fomitopsidaceae. Gene Ontology annotation, molecular function: tubulin binding. Gene Ontology annotation, cellular component: cytoplasm. The coding region runs from base 264 to 1166 and encodes 300 amino acids. Gene Ontology annotation, biological process: tubulin complex assembly; post-chaperonin tubulin folding pathway. The transcript has 4 exons.
GUCCCAACUUCCUGCCACUGCCACUGCCAGUGCUACCGCUCGGGUUGCGCCUAACAAAGUGCUUUUGUUCUAGAUACUUGCAAGACAGCCUCGAAGGUCUUCAGUCCUUCAUCUCAGGCCAUCUACACAGAAUGGAAAAAACAAACCAGGAACUCACGCAGGAAUUCUACGUCCACUUCAAUGCAGCGCAUUCUGGUCUGCUGCUUUGUGUCAGCCUGCACGACUUUCCCUAAAUUGCAGUCUCGACAGAACUCGCAUCACGGAUGAGCGGUCUCAGUGCGGGUAGCGCAGAUUCGAAAGCUGUGCAGCAGUUAUCGACUGACUUCGCAAAGCUGAGGAAGGAACUGACCGAUGCGACGAACUUUUUGCCCCCUUACAAUCAGAGGCAAUGUGAACUCCAAUUGAAAGAAGUUGAAGGUUCUCUAGAGAAGCUGAGGACGGCCGCUGCCCCCAAACCGAAGUUCGCCUUCAAGCGCAAAGCGGUUCCCUCCGUACAGUCGCCUUUACCAACCGCUUCGCCCGCCUCGAGGGAUGCUCCCGAAAAGGCGGUAGUCGUAACUUCCAGCAACGCAACACCGUCUACUGGGGUAACGAUAUCUGGUCGCAGCCACGAGUUUAUCGACCUCUCGUCUCUCCCGCCUUCGGUCUCCGCUACAGACCUCAUCAUCUCUGAUCUGGAUCAUUGCGUGUUGUAUAUGCUCCCCAGGCCUGGGCUUGAAGACGACACUGCACGCGACGUCAGAAUCACAGCUCUUCAUGCUCGUAAUGUCAGGAAUAGCGUGUUGAUCAUGCCCAUGAUCGAGGGUAGCGCGCUGCUCCACGACGUAUCGCAAUGUGUGCUCGCGCUCGGCUGCCACCAGUAUCGUAUGCACACCUCGACGCAAACGGAUGUUUACAUCUCCCUCGCAUCUAACCCCGUCAUCGAGCACUGCAAAGAGAUACGCUUCGCAAACUAUCCUCGGUUCCUCCAAAGGGCUGGCGAUGAGUAUCCAAGUACUCUGACGGUCCAAGAUUUCUCCCACAUUCGACCUACUCCCUCGCCGAACUGGUCCAUCCUCCCUGAGGAUGCCGUGUCACCCGAAGAGCAUUGGCCAAAGCCUGGCGUCGCGGACAAUAUCGAUGUCGAUCUUGUUCUUCAACGACUGCUGCCGUCAAGUCGAGGAUAGCUCGCAAGCGCACUACGUUGUGGGCGGAAGGACCAGGUGCUCGGCAUGGAGUUCAUUUUGAACUACAUACAAUAGGUGAGUCGCUGCAAGUGUCGUUGAUUGCCACUAAUCCCAUAGCUUUGGUAUGAGACUGGAAUUAGUGUCCCGGCGUGAUGGACUAGGGACCCAAGACUGAUGGUGGUAUCUAAUGAAUGUUGCAGAGCUCCAUGAAUACUUGGACAUACAUAUUGAACCAUGUGAUCUCAAG